Molecule: messenger RNA, 1395 nt
Organism: Dujonia railenensis
Lineage: Eukaryota; Fungi; Ascomycota; Pichiomycetes; Serinales; Debaryomycetaceae
Source: the annotation of a GenBank genome assembly
AUGUCCUUGAAUACAAUUGUAGAAUCAUGCUUACCUCUGCAUUCCACUUUCAAAGUUUUGCAUUUCCAAUCCAAAGCGAAGCAGUGUAAGAAUUUAUUUCUAUACGAUGCCCUGAGCCAAAAUAAACCUACAUGCACAUUAAAGAUCAAGCACUUCUUUAGUUUGGUGGAUGCUUCAAACUACGUGCUUUUGGGUAUUGAAAUUAAUAUAUAUCUUACAUUGUUCAAAAGUCAUACCGACCAGCAUAUUUUUGUAGCGAAAGCAGAUACUACUGGGUUCAAACUGUUGAAAUCAUUGGGGGUUAAAGCAGGUGAAAUAAUCUCAUGUUUCUUACAUUUCUUGCUCUCAAUUGAUAUUAAUGAAAGUUAUGGGAAGGAGGUGACAUUGAGUAAGAAAACCAAAUCAUGGGAAGGAAAGAAAGUAUCACGAGACGAUUCAAUUGAGCUGGGAGACAGUCACACUGUCAAGGCAUUACUCAAAGCUGCCUAUCGUAUCUCGAAGGAUUCUUUUUAUUAUCAAAGAGUAAAAAGUUAUAAGUUGCGUAAGGAGUAUUCCCAAGAACAGAAAGAAAUUAGAAAUCGAGCAAAAAGAACUGGCAUAAAGUUUGUGGAGCCCAUCUACAAUCACAUCUCUUUGUUCACAAGAGCUGAAAAACAAUACCUCUUCCCUGAGUCGUUCCGUAAUCCCUUUAAGCAUAUCGUAGAUGGUAAGCAAUUACUCAGUUGGUGGCUCAAGAUUAUAAAUCAAGUAUUGCAUGACUUCAAUUUUAAGACUAAUCAGAAUUUGAAGUGGAAUUGUAAGCUCUCAAUUCCAGGCUCAGAUGAUGACGCUACAAAGAAAUUCCACACUAAUCUUCAAGAUUUCGAUGGCAUAACCUGGUCAAAUGGGAGCAUAUUCAAUAAAAAAGACGCAGCAGGUAUUGCCGUUUUUGAAAUUCCUCUCUUCCCAGAUGAUCCUAAAGGAAGAUUCUUGGAACAUUUGGUAGUUGAAGGGAGACAUAGAACUACCAAUUCAAAGCAAUUCUGGGAAGAAUUGGGCAUCAGACAAGAAUUUAGACUUGGUAAUCUAGUAGGAAUCAUAGGUUGCACAACUGAAGAUCAACUUUCAAAGAGCCAAAGGAUCAUUUCGUCCCAUAUAUCAUUUGCUGAUUAUAAGAGACUAAUGAAUUUGGUGAAGGGAGAAGAUUAUUCUAAUGAUGAAAGUAAGCUUCUAAUCAAAACUCAAAUUCCAGAGUUAUUGAACGAAAUUGGUGCAAACUGCUUAUCAACCGUUAAAGGCACUAGAAAACAUUCAGAGACUAUUACUACAGCAACAACAAAGCCAGCUUCCGUCGUACCGCUGGUAAAUAAUCUUACUGGCUUGAUAAAAAGAAAGAAAAAGAAAAUAGAGUCAUAG